Messenger RNA from Sphaerulina musiva SO2202, 1325 nucleotides. RefSeq lists its product as uncharacterized. Gene Ontology annotation, biological process: translational termination. Gene Ontology annotation, molecular function: translation release factor activity. The record is from RefSeq and is a predicted model, not a curated record. Gene Ontology annotation, cellular component: mitochondrion. The transcript has 2 exons. NCBI's taxonomy places the organism in Eukaryota, Fungi, Ascomycota, Dothideomycetes, Mycosphaerellales, Mycosphaerellaceae. Bases 1 to 597 code for a protein of 198 amino acids.
AUGUUUCUCGCCCGCCUUCGCAACAGUAAUUUUGCUGUGACUUCAUCUAGUUUGAUAGGUCGCUCUGCACGCACCUUCUCCAUCCAAAGCGCGCAGCUUGAGAAACCACUCCCACCCAGAAUCGUGAUAUCCGAGAAAGAUAUCAUAGAAUCCUUCUUGAAGGGCAGUGGUCCUGGCGGCCAGAAGAUCAACAAGACGUCGUCCGCGGUACAGUUGAAGCAUAUUCCCACGGGCAUUGUCGUCAAGAACCAGGCGACUCGCAGCCGAGACCAGAAUCGCAAGAACGCCAGGCGGAUAUUGGGCGAGAAGUUGGAGGAACUCGAGCAGACGCCACGAUGGGCAGCGACGGAAGUGAAGAGCGAGAAGAUUCGGAGGAAGAAAGCGAGUGCGGCAAAGAAGUCGAGGAGGAAGUAUCGGCAGCUGGACGAGGGCAUUGUGUUGCCUGAGGCAGAGGCUGAGGCAGCGGAAGAAGAGAAGAAGCAUGAUGCGGUGAAUGCAGGAGCAGGAGCAGGAGCAGUGAAUAAGGAAGGCACGAGUGUGGAAGUGGAAGGAACGAAUUCGCAAGACACUCGCGUUGGCUCCGAUGGCGCUGGAUGAGCGACGCCUCCUGUUUCUCACGCCUCGACCACUUUCCAUGGACAACAUCACGACACGAACCACAUCCAACAAGCCACAUUGGACACCUCGAGCAAUAUGGCGUCCGAGAACAUGUUCAGCAUGCGCGUUCAGACUUUGGCGAACGCGAAGAUGCUUCUCAACCCACGCGUCGCCAGCAACCUUUCAUCGAACGACUCUACCACUACCCUCAAUGGCACUGUCACUGACGGCGCUCUGGACAUCGUCGUCUUCGGACGAGGCUCCGAAUUCGUCGCCGCGGUCAUGGACGGGCCCACACCUGCCAUCGAAGGCGAAGCUGGAGCCACUCCAGAAGUCGCCAUGCGCAAGUGUCUUAUGACGACUUGUGAGCUUCUAAAAGAGUACCUACCCAAAGUCGGUGAACAUCACCGCAACGUUCCUGGAGGGGGCGUGUUCAAGGCCGAUAUCAUCUCCAAGGCCUGGACCAAGUAGGCCGGGGAGCUCGAGGAAAUGAGAAAGGUGGCGUUCAUUCGGGAGCGUCUCACUGCCUCUUCGCGAUCAAGGAGGCGACAGGAAUAGACGCGCACAGCUACUGCGAACGAUUCGGAGCUUGCAACUGUUUUCAGAAAAGCGGGAGACACUCGGCUCGUUUUGCAUCUAGAUUCCUAGCCUAGUGUCGUGUGUGCUCCAACAGAGCGCAUUCCUACCCAACCUACCUACCUUAGGUAUAGAACAAACAUGAAACACAC